Pterocles gutturalis (yellow-throated sandgrouse) is the source of this 1843-nucleotide messenger RNA. It is a transcript of the gene PTPN4, whose product is annotated as protein tyrosine phosphatase, non-receptor type 4 (megakaryocyte). Gene Ontology annotation, cellular component: cytoskeleton. The annotation marks the transcript as partial. NCBI's taxonomy places the organism in Eukaryota, Metazoa, Chordata, Aves, Pterocliformes, Pteroclidae. The record is from RefSeq and is a predicted model, not a curated record. The transcript has 19 exons. Gene Ontology annotation, molecular function: cytoskeletal protein binding.
UGUGGACAGUAAUGACCGCACGUUUCCGAUUGCCUGCUGGCAGAACCUACAAUGUACGAGCAUCUGAGCUGGCACGAGACAGACAGCAUACGGAGGUGGUCUGCAACGUUCUUCUCUUGGAUAACACUGUACAAGCUUUCAGAGUUAAUAAACAUGAUCAGGGACAAGUUCUGUUGGAUGUAGUCUUCAAGCAUCUCGAUUUGACAGAGAGAGAUUACUUUGGUUUACAGUUGGCUGAUGAAUCUACUGAUAAUCCUAGGUGGUUGGAUCCAAAUAAACCUAUCAGGAAACAAUUAAAAAGAGGAUCACCUCACAGUUUGAACUUCAGAGUUAAGUUUUUUGUAGGUGACCCAAACAAGCUCCAAGAAGAAUAUACAAGGUACCAGUAUUUUUUGCAAAUUAAACAGGACAUUCUUACUGGAAGAUUGCCCUGUCCUUAUAAUACUGCUGCUCUUCUGGCUUCCUAUGCUGUUCAAUCCGAGCUGGGAGACUACAACCAUUCAGAAAACUUGCCAGGCUACCUCUCAGACUAUUCUUUCAUCCCUAGCCAGCCUCAAGACUUUGAAAAAGAAAUAGCAAAAUUACAUCAGCAGCACAUAGGGCUGUCACCUGCAGAAGCAGAGUUCAAUUAUCUCAAUACAGCACGUACCUUAGAACUUUAUGGAGUUGAAUUGCACUACGCAAGGGAUCAGAGUAAUAAUGAAAUAAUGAUUGGAGUGAUGUCAGGUGGAAUACUAAUUUUUAAGAACAGAGUACGAAUUAACACCUUUCAGUGGUUGAAGAUUGUAAAAAUUUCUUUCAAGUGCAAGCAGUUUUUUAUACAACUUAGGAAAGAAUUGCAUGAGUCUAGAGAAACAUUAUUGGGAUUCAAUAUGGUGAAUUACCGAGCAUGUAAGAAUUUAUGGAAAGCUUGUGUUGAACAUCACACCUUCUUCCGUUUGGACAGACCACUCCCCCCUCAGAAGAACUUUUUUGCACAUUAUUUCACUUUGGGUUCCAAGUUCCGGUACUGUGGGAGAACAGAAGUCCAGUCUGUGCAGUAUGGUAAAGAAAGAGCAAAUAAAGACAGGGUAUUUGCAAGAUCCCCCAGUAAACCCUUGGCACGGAAAUUAAUGAGUGGGAUGGACUGGGAAGUAGUGAGCAGGAACUCACUGUCUGAUGAUAGGUUGGAAACACAGAGCCUACCAUCACGGUCUCCACCUGGAACCCCGAAUCAUCGCAACUCUGCCUUCACUCAAGAAGGAACCCGGUUACGACCCUCAUCAGUUGGACAUUUAGUGGACCAUGUAGUUCACACUUCUCCAAGUGAAGUAUUUGUAAAUCACAGAUCUCCUUCUUCCACCCAGGCUAAUAGCAUCAUACUGGAAUCAUCACCAUCUCAAGAGACUCCUAUAGAUGGGCAGCCUCCUGCAUUACCACCCAAACAAUUCAAAAAGAACAGUUGGAACCAAAUUCAUCAUUCACACUCACAGCAAGAACUGGAUAACCAUAUUAAUGAAGCAUUUGAUGUUCCCGCAUCACCUGAAAAAUCCACACCCAAUGGUGGUAUCCCCCAUGACAAUCUUGUUAUGAUCAGAAUGAAACCAGAUGAAAAUGGAAGGUUUGGCUUCAAUGUAAAGGGUGGAUACGAUCAGAAGAUGCCGGUAAUAGUGUCCAGGGUAGCACCAGGAACACCUGCUGAUCUCUGUGUCCCUCGUUUGAAUGAAGGGGACCAGGUUGUAUUGAUUAAUGGCAGGGAUAUAGCAGAACAUACCCAUGAUCAAGUUGUUAUGUUUAUUAAAGCUAGCUGUGAGAGACACUCAGGGGAACUUGUGCUCCUAGUUCGACGCAAAAUCAUAGAACG